CUAGCUGUACCUGCUUCCUUGGGGGGGCUGUAUGGUAGACAUGUCAAAUCUGGCAAAUUGGGGGUGAAAUGUUGCCUGGAGGGCUGGAAGAUGUUCCCAAAAGGACCUCCAGAAGUUUCUUUCCUGCUGGCUGGGGAAUUCUGGGAGUUGAAGUCCACACAUCUUCAAAUUGCCAAAACUGGGAAGCAUUAUUCCAAAUCAUACUAUUGAAGGACCGCUGAAUUAAGGGGGGGAAAUCCCAUUCCUCUUAGCAGGGCUUCCCUCCUCAGGAAUCCAUUUCAAAAUCCCCAAAGCAACUUGACGGGGUUUAUUUCUUGGGCUUCUCUCUUUCAUUUGCUCGCUUUACGACAUUACAGAUGUUUCUCCCAUCCUCCUCUUUAUGUUGCUCCAGAUCUGGAAAAGCGUGAAAGUUCUUCACCUCAAAACCAGCAAAUCCAUUGCACUUCCUGUCUUCCACUCUGCUCUCCAGGGUCAGGUUGGUGCUCAGAAAAAGAAAAGCGUUGAAAACCAACAGACACUGCAAAGAAAGAAAAAGAAAAGUAAGGCUAAACCGAAGACCACGGAUCAGACGGGCACAAAAAGCGACACGAGUGGAGCUCCCGAAGCCGACGUGCCUAAAACAGACGAGGUGGAACCCCCUGCCCAGAAAUCAAAAGAAGAGGAGGAAGAGAUCCCACAACUGGUUCCUAUUGAAACUCAGCCCUCUGAGAAAAAAGAACAGGUGGCCAAGCUGAGGUUGGGUGCAAAAACACAGCUGGAGACCAGCUCUCCAAAACUCCGUAGCAAAAGGAAGGCCGGUCUGUCGCCAGAGAUUCCUGUUUCGCAGCCAGAAACACCCGGAGAGGCUUCGGCCUUAGAGAAAUCAAACCAACGGAGGUCUGGUCGAAAACCCAAGGUGCCCAAGCAAGAGUUUCUGGAAAAGACACAGAACAGAGAUGCCCAGCAGCCCUUGGCAAAACCAACUGUGGCCCCAAAAAGGCUAAAAACUCCUAAAUCAGACAAGAAGCCUAAAACUCCCAAACGGGAGCUGAGAAAAAUGAAAGUUCCACUGUCCCUAUGAGCAGAGGAGGAAGAAAAUGGGCUCUUUUUAUAUCAAGAUCAAAGGAAGGUUGGCGGAGAAGACGUUUAUUCAACGCUGAUUCACUUGUAAAAACAUCCUGUAUUUUGUUUUUUCAUUGUAAGAAUAAAACAACGUCCUAUUUUA
Notechis scutatus (mainland tiger snake) is the source of this 1204-nucleotide messenger RNA. The record is from RefSeq and is a predicted model, not a curated record. Lineage: Eukaryota; Metazoa; Chordata; Lepidosauria; Squamata; Elapidae.